Messenger RNA from Hirsutella rhossiliensis, 444 nucleotides. RefSeq lists its product as uncharacterized. Bases 1 to 444 code for a protein of 147 amino acids. The transcript has a single exon. NCBI's taxonomy places the organism in Eukaryota, Fungi, Ascomycota, Sordariomycetes, Hypocreales, Ophiocordycipitaceae. The record is from RefSeq and is a predicted model, not a curated record.
AUGCCUUCUCAAAAAAACAGCCAGGCCAAGGCCGCACCGACCAGCACAAGGCUCGCAGCAAACGCGCAUCCGACGCUGAAAGGGACAACGACGGGUGCCAGCGGGCGCCCCAAAAAGGCACUCACAACAAAGCCCCCCACGAUUUCGAGCCCAAACCAGCACAGAGAGGCGCUGAGAACGGCCGAGGCCCGCGAGGCUGCUCUCCGCGUGGCACGCAUGAGGCGCCUCGACGAACGAGAGAACCGCAGCAGGGAAGCUGCCGAGGAGAAGCUCAAAAGGGACAGCUACCAAGGCAGAUACAAGUCGGCGAGCAAGAAGUGGACCUCGACCAUUGUGGCUCUUCCGAUCCUGCUCGUGACGAGUUAUUAUCUCUUCCAACGACGUGAGCUUGCCCACCACUGGCCGCAGGUGGCCCUCCCCAACCGCCGGCGUCGUUCCUACUAA